UCGCUGUAUCCGGCAGCGUCAAUAAAGUUGCAGCGGUUUGACAUUUGCGGUGGACAACAUGGCGGUCUCCACGUUCGGCGCUGUGCUGCGGACAGUCCGGCAGGUGCUUCCUUCAUCAGCUUCAGGCCAAGUUCGAAGUUACUAUGUAGAUUGGAAAAUGUUGCGUGAUGUGAAGAGAAGAAAAAUGGCCUAUGAGUAUGCAGAUGAGAGGCUUCGGAUCAAUUCUCUCAGGAAGAAUACCAUUCUGCCAAAAGACCUUCAGACUGACGUCCUAGAGGUCAUGUCAGUGUUUACAUAGCUUAAUGACAGAUUUUGCUCAGACACCUCAAAUCUGGGCUUCCCUGGUGGCACAGUGGUUAAGAAUCUACCUGCCAAUGCAGGGGACACGGGUUCGAGCCCUGGUCCACGAAGAUCCCACACACUGCAGAGCAACUAAGCCCAUGCACCACAACUACUGAGCCUGUGCUCUAGAGCCCGUGAGCCACAACUACUGAGCCCACACGCCACAACUACUGAAGCCCGUGCGCCUAGAGCCUGUGCUCUGCAACAAGAGAAGCCACCACAAUGAGAAGCCCACACACCGCAACGAAGAGUAGACCCUGCUCGCUAUGACUACAGAAAGCCCAUGCACAGCAAUGAAGACCCAACACAGCCAAAAAGGUUAAAAACAAACGAAAAAAAAGUCACUUACAUUCCUUUUUCUAACGAAGUGUUAAUAAUUUUUGAAUUCUCUCAAUGUGUCAUGUUUUUGGUAAUUGUGGGGGUUUUUUGCCAUGUAAACGUUCAUUACGUAGUUAAAAUUAUCAAUAUUUAGCUUUGUUACAUUUAGAUUUUAAGUAAGUCACAUAGUAUAGUU
Eubalaena glacialis (North Atlantic right whale) is the source of this 856-nucleotide messenger RNA. It is a transcript of the gene MRPS14, whose product is annotated as mitochondrial ribosomal protein S14. Lineage: Eukaryota; Metazoa; Chordata; Mammalia; Artiodactyla; Balaenidae. The record is from RefSeq and is a predicted model, not a curated record. Bases 59 to 298 code for a protein of 79 amino acids. The transcript is spliced from 4 exons. Gene Ontology annotation, molecular function: structural constituent of ribosome. Gene Ontology annotation, cellular component: mitochondrial small ribosomal subunit; ribosome. Gene Ontology annotation, biological process: translation.